Molecule: messenger RNA, 390 nt
Organism: Verruconis gallopava
Lineage: Eukaryota; Fungi; Ascomycota; Dothideomycetes; Venturiales; Sympoventuriaceae
Exons: 1
Coding region: 1-390 (129 amino acids)
Source: RefSeq, a predicted model, not a curated record
AUGGUCGCCACAGUAAGCAGCUUCCGCUCUUUAUCGCUACCCACGUCUCUUUGGCUAUCACGUUCCUACACACAAUUCCAGCAACGUUUUGUGAUGUCGUUUUAUGCUCCAAUCAAAUACGUACCAAGGCCCGCCACAUCGCUGAUCCAUCAUCCAUUGAGCUCAUCAUUUUUAGAAUGUCUGUCAAAAAGUCCAUCCACGUCUUUGAAGCGCAACGAAAUCAUGUCGCUGGCCUAUCUUGGCGUUCGCAUGGGGUGCUUUCUGGCCAUGAUUGAGACCCUUACGCUUCUUAUUGCAGUUCUCGCUAUCUGGCUAGGUCAGCCGAACACUCGUCAAACCGUGGGUCAAAAGGCUCUUACGUCCCGCAGCGGGCUCUGCGCCCUUCAGUAG